AUGAGAACUCUCUCUCUCUCUCUCUCUCUUCUCUCUCUCUCUCUCCACAGAAUAUUCCUAUUGGACUCUCACACUUUUAUCACAGCGUAUACUUACCGGACAUUUAGUAUUAACGGAGAAAUAUCAUCUGGAAACUCUCUCUCUCUCUCUCUCUUUCUCUCUCACUUUCUCGCUCUCUCUCUCUUUCUUUCUCUCUCUCUCUUUCUUUCUCUCUCUCUCUUUCUCCCCCCCACAGAAUAUUCCUAUUGGACUCUCCCACAUUUAUCACAUCGCGUCUACGAAUAUUUCUCUCCUGUUUUUAAACUUGCUGUUCAAGAAGACAACGCAACACAUUAUAUCAACGUCAUUGACUUAAAUCAUCCCCGACGCAGCACUAACUAUGAAGAAAUUAACAGAACGAUUUCUAUCUUACAAGCGAAGAAUAUCCACACCGUUGUUGGGCCAUUUAACCGUGGCACCUCGAUUGCCACUGAAGAACUUGAGAUUCCAUACAUCUCUACGACUGCAGUCAGUCUCGAAGAGAACAAUGCGAUCUUCCAGAUGAUACCAGACAAGAACGAGGUGAAUCUGGCAAUGUUGAAUCUCAUCAAAGUCUACGAUUGGAAAAAUGCCGGAAUGUUCUACGAUAGUGACGCAGGGUCAAGUUUUAUGGAGUCGUUAUUAAGCGAGUACAAUUUGAGCUUGAAAGCCUGGCGCCUAUCUGUAGGAACUUCCAUAAAAGGAGUAAGAGAUUGCCUCAUCAACAUGAGGAAAGUUUUCAUUCAAAAAGUAAUCGUUAUUACGUCUGCCACCAACGCAGAGAUGCUUCUCGACGAGGCUCGGAACCUAGCGAUGCUGUCUAACCCUUAUGAAUGGGUCUUUCAUGAUCCUGUAAGUAAACUUUGA
Molecule: messenger RNA, 885 nt
Organism: Acanthosepion pharaonis
Lineage: Eukaryota; Metazoa; Mollusca; Cephalopoda; Sepiida; Sepiidae
Source: the annotation of a GenBank genome assembly